GUAAACUCGUCAUAAGAUAACCAAAACCCUAUUAACACUGUGCGCGGAUAAAAGAGCGUCAGAAACCCUUACUUCGCUUCUCUGUGCCGCCUUGUUGCUGCUGCUGCUGAGACGACAAUAGCGAAGAGGCUCCGUCUUUUCUCCUACCGUCCAAAAUGUCGUUGGUGGCGAACGAGGAUUUUCAGCACAUAUUGCGCGUGCUGAACACAAACGUUGAUGGGAAGCAGAAGAUAAUGUUCGCUCUGACCUCAAUCAAAGGUAUUGGGAGGCGAUUUGCAAACAUUGUCUGCAAGAAGGCCGAUGUGGACAUGAACAAGAGGGCUGGUGAACUUACUCCUGCCGAGCUGGACAAUCUAAUGGUGGUUGUUGCUAAUCCUCGACAAUUCAAAAUCCCGGACUGGUUUUUGAAUAGGCAGAAGGAUUACAAGGAUGGGAAAUAUUCUCAGGUUGUGUCCAAUGCCCUGGAUAUGAAAUUGAGAGAUGAUUUGGAACGGUUGAAGAAGAUCAGGAACCACCGUGGUCUGAGGCACUACUGGGGUCUCCGUGUCCGUGGUCAGCACACCAAGACCACUGGUCGCAGAGGGAAGACUGUUGGUGUCUCAAAGAAGCGUUGAGAUAUUAAUCUUUUACUGGCAAUGCUAGUCCUACAUUAGUGGAUUGUUUUUGCAUCAGACAGUUUUGAAAUUGUGAACUCUUCUUAUUACCCGUAUCGUUCAAUUGCUUAGAUUUGGCUUUGUCUAUGAAUUAUUUGCAUUUCAAUUGCAUGUCUGGAAUUCGGCUGUGUUUCUUAAUGUUCUUAUGGCAUUUACGUACUAAACGGCUAGCUGCUGAACACUGAUCUACUUAAAUGCAUCUAGAGGAUUGAUUGUAAGGUCUCAUGAAUGAGAGACCUUAAGAA
Molecule: messenger RNA, 898 nt
Organism: Tripterygium wilfordii
Lineage: Eukaryota; Viridiplantae; Streptophyta; Magnoliopsida; Celastrales; Celastraceae
Product: 40S ribosomal protein S18-like
Exons: 4
Coding region: 156-614 (152 amino acids)
Biological process (GO): translation
Cellular component (GO): ribosome; cytosol; small ribosomal subunit
Molecular function (GO): structural constituent of ribosome; RNA binding
Source: RefSeq, a predicted model, not a curated record